Messenger RNA from Didymodactylos carnosus, 525 nucleotides. NCBI's taxonomy places the organism in Eukaryota, Metazoa, Rotifera, Eurotatoria, Philodinida, Philodinidae. The record is from the annotation of a GenBank genome assembly.
AUGAGCAGCAACAAUAGUGAAACCGAAGAAGAGAUCGAACGUGCCAGAUUAGCUGAGCAAUCUGAAAGAUAUGAUGAUAUGGUUAGUAAUAUGAGGAACGUAAUAGUUGAAUCGAAUGGUGAAUUGACAAACGAAGAAAGAAAUCUUUUUAAUAUUGCAUAUAAAAACGUGGCUGCUGAAAUUGCAAUUGGUGAAGACAGAAAAAACUUGAUCAAAGAAUCAGAACAAGCAACUAAGGCGUCAUUUGAUGUUGUCAGGAGUUACAUGUCUCCAACAGAUCCACUUCGACUUGGUUUUGCAUUGAGCUAUGCCACAUAUUAUUAUGAAAUAUUAGAUGAACGGAAUCUUGCUUGUCAUUUGGCGAAACAGGCUUUUGAUGAUGCGUUAGCUGAAAUUGACACAUUAACAGAAGCCACAUACAAAGACAGCACACUUAUUAUGCAAUUACUGCGGGAUCAACUUACGUUAUGGACAAGUGAUGUUCCACAUACUGAUGAAUCGCAUCAAUCAGAAGAAUAUAAUUAA